Molecule: messenger RNA, 1470 nt
Organism: Marasmius oreades (fairy-ring Marasmius)
Lineage: Eukaryota; Fungi; Basidiomycota; Agaricomycetes; Agaricales; Marasmiaceae
Gene: DOR14
Product: 6-phosphogluconate dehydrogenase, decarboxylating
Exons: 11
Coding region: 1-1470 (489 amino acids)
Biological process (GO): pentose-phosphate shunt, oxidative branch; pentose-phosphate shunt
Cellular component (GO): cytosol
Molecular function (GO): NADP binding; phosphogluconate dehydrogenase (decarboxylating) activity
Source: RefSeq, a predicted model, not a curated record
AUGGCAACUGGUGACAUUGGACUCAUUGGUUUGGCCGUCAUGGGUCAAAACCUCAUUCUCAACAUGAAUGACAAGGGUUUCAAUGUCGUAGCUUAUAAUCGCACCGUAGAGAAAGUCGAUCGCUUCCUUGCCAACGAAGCCAAAGGCACCAACGUCCAGGGCGCCCACUCUAUCAAAGAGCUUUGCUCUAAGCUGAAGAAACCACGAAAAAUCAUCCUCCUCGUCAAAGCCGGUUCCGCCGUCGAUGAUUUCAUCAGUCAGCUAUCUCCCCAUCUAGAGCAGGGUGAUAUCGUUAUCGAUGGUGGUAAUUCCCACUACCCGGAUUCGAUUCGCCGUACCAAAGAGCUUGAGGCCAAGGGUCUCCUCUUUGUCGGCUCUGGUGUUUCUGGAGGUGAAGAAGGUGCUCGUCACGGUCCCUCUCUCAUGCCCGGUGGCUCUACCGCCGCCUGGCCUCAUAUCAAGGAAAUCUUUCAAAAGACCGCAGCUCAAGCAUACGGCGAACCUUGCUGUGACUGGGUUGGUGAAACUGGAUCUGGCCACUACGUCAAGAUGGUACACAAUGGUAUCGAAUACGGUGAUAUGCAAUUGAUUGCUGAGGCAUACGAUAUCUUGAAGCGUGGUUUGGGACUUCCGGAAAAGGAGAUCGCCGAUAUCUUCCGCAGGUGGAAUAAGGGUGUCCUCGACUCGUUCCUCAUCGAAAUUACGGCAGAAAUCCUCCAAUUCAAUGACGAUGAUGGUGAACCAGUCUUAACCAAGGUUCUCGAUCAGGCUGGUCAGAAAGGGACCGGGAAAUGGACUGCAGUCGCCGCCCUGGAGGCUGGUUCGCCAGUAACACUCAUCGGCGAGGCCGUCUUCGCUCGUUGCUUAUCUGCUAUCAAGGAAGAGCGUGUCCGUGCUAGCAAAAUUAUUGCCGGCCCCCAAAAAGAACCAUUCCGCGGCGACAAACAGUUGUUCAUCGAUGACUUGGAGCAAGCUCUGUAUGCCUCUAAACUCAUUUCUUACACACAGGGAUUCAUGUUGAUGCGUCAAACCGCCAAAGACCUUGGAUGGAAUCUCAACUACGCAGGCAUUGCUAGUAUGUGGCGUGGAGGGUGCAUCAUCAAGAGUGUCUUCUUGAAGGAUAUCACUAGUGCUUUCAACAAGAACCAGAAUCUUGAGUCGCUUCUCUUCGACGAUUUCUUCAACAAAGCCGUUCACCGCGCACAACCUGGCUGGCGUCGUGUAAUUGCCCAGGCUGUCCUGUGGGGUAUUCCCACUCCUGCUUUCAGCACCGCCCUCGCUUUCUUCGAUGGCUACAGAAGUGAGAUCGUACCUGCCAAUUUGCUUCAGGCUCAGCGCGAUUACUUCGGUGCACAUACCUUCCGUGUCCUUCCUGGAAAAGAGAACGAGAGAUUCAAGACUGGACAAGACAUUCAUGUUAAUUGGACCGGUCGUGGCGGUAAUGUUUCUGCAUCCAGUUAUAACACAUGA